Messenger RNA from Rosa chinensis, 540 nucleotides. RefSeq names its product protein NRT1/ PTR FAMILY 5.10. The transcript has a single exon. The coding region runs from base 1 to 540 and encodes 179 amino acids. Gene Ontology annotation, cellular component: membrane. Gene Ontology annotation, molecular function: transmembrane transporter activity. NCBI's taxonomy places the organism in Eukaryota, Viridiplantae, Streptophyta, Magnoliopsida, Rosales, Rosaceae. The record is from RefSeq and is a predicted model, not a curated record. Gene Ontology annotation, biological process: transmembrane transport.
AUGGCAAGAGCUUUCACCAGAGAACCCUCUGGCAUUACAAUGCUACAAAGAAUUGGAACUGGAAUGUUUUUCUCUAUCAUAUCUAUGGUCGUUACAGCUUUAGUUGAGAUGAAAAGGCUCCAAACUGCCAGAGAUUAUGAUCUGGUUGAUCUGCCAAGUGCCACAAUUCCAAUGAGUAUUUGGUGGUUGGUUCCUCAGUACUUUCUGUAUGGACUAGCCGAUGUUUUCACCAUGGUUGGUCUACAAGAGUUCUUCUAUGAUCAGGUACCAAAUGAAUUAAGAAGCAUGGGACUUUCCUUCUACCUCAGUAUAUUUGGUGUGGGAUGCUUUCUGAUCAGCAACUUUCUUAUUUCUAUUAUUAAGGAAGCAACCAGUUGGGGAGGCCACACUAGCUGGUUUUCUGAUAACCUUAAUCUUACAGAUCUUGAUUACUUUUACUGGUUAUUAGCAGCACUUAGUGCAGUAGGAUUGUUGGCCUACAUGUACUUUGCAAAAUCUUACAUUUAUAACAGGGCUAGUACAAUAUCCACACAAAUAUGA